AUGCAGUCUCUUCUCUUUUUGUUGUCGGUGUUGAAUGCGCUGACUGCUGCUUCACCAACGCCCAACUCUGUUACAGUUCGUGCUUCUACUGGUGUCUACACUGGUGUCAUUAACUCGACAUUCCCCAAUGUUCGUGCGUUUGUCAGUGUGCCCUAUGGUCAGGACACCUCAGGCUCGAAUCGUUUCAUGCCGCCAUUGGCAGUCCCCCUUUCUGGAGGCCACAUCGACGCGACAGAGUACCCACCAGCCUGCCCACAGUAUGUGACCGGCAUAAAAAAUAUCUGGAAUCAAGAGAUCCGGCAAUAUCUACAAUAUUGGGGUGUAACGAACCUGUCGGCUGGAAUCUCGGCUCCAUUUGCAUCAGAAGACUGUUUGAAACUGGCGAUCUGGACGCCUGCAAACGCGACGAGUGCGUCGAGGUUGCCGGUGGCAAUGUUCUGGACAGGAGGUGGCUGGCAAACCAAUGGCAUUCUUGUUCCAGGCCAGCUUCCCCAGCGAUGGGUCAGUCGGUCACAGAGCCAUAUUGUCGUGACAAUCAAUUACCGUAUGAAUAUCAUGGGCUUCCCUAAUGCCGCAGGUCUGCAGAGCCAGAAUUUGGGAAUUAUGGAUCAGCGUUUGUCUCUAGAGUGGGUGCGAGACAACAUCGCAUAUUUCGGUGGUGACCCAUCUCGCAUCACGAUCUGGGGACAGUCAGCAGGGGCCUCUGCCGUCGAUUACCAUAACUAUGCCUUCCAUGAUGAUCCCAUUGCUCAUGCCUUCUUCGCUCAGUCUGGUAGUGCCCUUGGCUUUCCAGGCGGAGCCCCUGACACGGAUCAUACGAAUUUCACGUUCGUGGCCAAGCAUGUCGGCUGCGACUUUGCCGAUAACGCAACACGGGAGUUAACGUGUAUGCAAGACAAGGACUAUGACGACAUCAUCAACUUCAUGGGCCAGUACCAGGAUAACAACACUCUGGUCAACCCGCAACAGCCAAGGAUCGCUUUCAGCCCAGUGCCUGAUCAACAGCUAGUAUUCAGCAAUUACACCGAGCGAUAUUUGACAGGAGGAGUCACCAAGGCACCGAUGAUAUACUCCAGUGUCGCAAAUGAAGGAGGCAGUCUGUCAACGUUCCCCGCCGAUAACCCGGAGCAAGGUAUCAAUCAGACCGCCGCAAACCGUGUGACUAUAUCCGUAAUCUGUGGCGCUGCAGCCUCUGCUGCACUGAGAAAUAGUAUUGGUCUGCCCACAUAUCGCUAUCAGUAUGCAGGUAAUUGGACUAACCAGGAUCCUCUGCCAUGGAUGGGAGCAUACCACUCGAGUGAUUUGGUUAUGCUGUUCGGUGCCUAUGACAACGGUGAAGGUCCUGUAAAGGAACAAUUGGAGGUCACUACAAGUGAGACGAUGCAAGACAUGCUGCUAGCUUUCGUCAAAGACCCCUGGAACGGCCCACCUGUGGCUGGUUGGCCACAAUAUGAUUCGACUGAUAGUCAUGGCGGGAUAUUGCUGCGAUUUGGGGCUGAUGGAAAGGCAGUUCAGCAGGUUGACGGCAACACCGUGCAAGCUGUGUGUUAUGGAAAUGGCACAUAUGAUGCAUUUCCAUGA
Molecule: messenger RNA, 1581 nt
Organism: Exophiala aquamarina CBS 119918
Lineage: Eukaryota; Fungi; Ascomycota; Eurotiomycetes; Chaetothyriales; Herpotrichiellaceae
Exons: 5
Coding region: 1-1581 (526 amino acids)
Source: RefSeq, a predicted model, not a curated record